This is a messenger RNA of Papilio machaon (common yellow swallowtail), 2945 nucleotides long. RefSeq lists its product as uncharacterized. Bases 418 to 2061 code for a protein of 547 amino acids. Lineage: Eukaryota; Metazoa; Arthropoda; Insecta; Lepidoptera; Papilionidae. The transcript is spliced from 10 exons. The record is from RefSeq and is a predicted model, not a curated record. Gene Ontology annotation, molecular function: metal ion binding.
GUGUUUUUCCAGACUAUGCUCUACAUCUAUGUCAAAUUUCACCGAGAUCCGUUGAGCCCCUGUGAUAAACAAACAUUCGUCCAUCCAUCUAAACAUUCGCAUUCAUAAUAUUAGUGAGAAAUAAGAUUUCACUUUAGCAAUAUCGUUAUUCAAAAACCAAAUGAACACGUGUAAAAUAUCACUAAUUUUUCGUAUGGCAACACUGAACACUGAGGUCGAGUAUUCGCCAUCUUAUUGUUUAUUUCUAUUUUCAUAGUCUUACGAGCAUGUUAUAACAAUUUAUUAGUGACGGUUCUUAAACAAAGAUGUUUGUGCUUACGCUUAAGAUAUUUAAUUAGUUUGGAUGGAUUUACUGUGUCAGUGUGGUGUUAAGUGCACUUAUUCGUGUCGAAGCAAAUUGUCCAGGCGUUUUAUUCCAUGAACAAUCACAGUGAUCAAAAUGGCCGCCAGCCCCCGCUGCCCGCGCAGCCACGGCCCCCUGCACGGACUGAAACGGAAAAUACGACAUCAAGCAAUGAACCUAAGCAAAUAUGUCGUAAUUAUGUCUGGGGCACAUGCAAGAAAAAUACGAAAUGUAAAUUUCGUCACGAACUGGAUUUUGAAGAAAUGAAAAAAAUUCUUAAAUUCUGUCACGACUAUCAAAACAAAACUGGCUGCACGAGGGGAGACUGUACAUACCUACAUACGACUAGAGAAGAGGAAAAUCUUUUUCUGGCUACAGGGGAAAUACCUCGUGUGCUUGCAGAACGUCAUGCCGCCAUGCAAAAAGCGGCAACGGCGAACAAUGGCGAGACAAUACGGCAGAUAGCAGUGUUUAUUAGAGAAUCUUACGUACCUCCCCAACAGAAUGGAUUGCCGGGGCCCAUGCCGCCUUCGUCGGUACCCCCCGGCGCGACAGCCUGUGCAGCGAGGCCGGCGCCGCCGCCGCCUCCACCAUCAGUCCAUGCGAUGUCGGUGAUGCCAGCCAUGCCGCUUCAAAUCAUGCCACUGCCAGUCCAGCAACCACCGCCUCCUCCGCCUCCCCCACCGCCCCCGCCGCCACCUCCUACAGCUUCCCCGAGUGAUCCACGGCCCACAGCCCCUGUUUAUACAGCACCACUUGGUCAACCUCCAGAAAGAACAACAGUGGUUUUUCCAAUGAAUCAACCACCUCCUCCUCUGCCUGUCAUGUUUGACGCAAGUAAACCUCCACCACCAUUACCCAAUCAAAUAAAGACGAGUAGUGUUGCUGUGAAGCAUAAAGCAGUAAGUUUACCUGAAGCUGGACCAAGCAAAAUAAGGAAGCCAGGGGACAACAAUGUAGCAGACGCGCAUUGCGAAAACUGUGUUCAACGCAAGAUCAGGAUCGAUUUAUACUGUCAAGAAUUAGAUAAACUACAAUGUGAACAGGAAUAUCAAAAAUUGCUCUAUGAAAAGAACUUGGAAGAGUACAAAACUGCGAAAGAACUUUUGAGAUCUGUAGUCAGUGCUGACUUGUUUCGGAUUUUGGAAGAACAUAUCGAGGGAGUACCACAAAUACAAGAUAUUAUGUCUCACUUAAACCCAACAUCAUUUGGUUCGAGUAUGUCCACAGUACCAAAACAAUUUUUGUUACAACUUAUGGAUUGUGUUUUAAGUAAUCCGAGGAAUGUACUAGAUAUGGGUUCCAGUACUUCAAGCAAUUUGGAUGAAAGUUUUCUGCCAUCUUUAUCAUCCGUGUCUAGAAGGACAAACUCAAUUUUAAAUCAUUCAUCACCUACAGAUGUUAUACAAGCCUUUGUUGAUCUGCUUCAGCAUUCUAAAAUAAGUCCAGAUAAACAACAAUCAUCUGACUUUUCAAAUGAAAUAAACAGAUUAGCUGGUACAAAUAGCAGUAACGGCAUGAAUGGUAUCACCGGUUGCAGUACUAGUCAGAAAGUGGAAAGUUCAACUGCAACAUCAAUGGCGGGAUCAAUUACACAUAGCGGGAGUGUGGGCAUGUCCUCUUUUGCUGGGGCUCUAAUGACUGUCCCUCCUCCACCUUUCCCUUCUUACCAACCAACCAUCCCUCCACCACCACCCACUGGGUCGUACUAUAACUAGAUGUUUCCAGUCCCAUCUAGUGAGUAUUAGUAUUUAAAAGUAAAUGGAAUAUCCAAAUAUUGAUAAGACAUUUUAUUAGACACUUAAGUUUUAAAAUUGCAGAGCUAUUUAAAAAUAAAUAUGUAGACACGUGUAUAGCGUAUUUAGGUCAAACAAGGAAAUUUAUUUAGAUAUAGAUGACUAAUUGUUGGUUUCUAAGACCAAAAUCUUCAUAAUUUUUUUUUUUCAAUUCAUCUAUUUUGACAAAGAUAUGUCGAUAUGUUUUAUACCGGGAUUUUGGUCUCGGAAACCAACAAGUUGGAUAAAAAUCCCUCGAACAAGUAUUUUCUUUCAUUUACAUAAAGUACAGAAUGCGAAAGAAGGAUAUUUUUAAUGAGCGUAUAACAAAGACUAGAUCUUAUUUUAUUCAUGUACAGAAAUUCAAAAUUACGUAUCAACAACUUAUGAUCUAGCUUCCAAGAGUUUUAGCUAUAUUUCCAGGUCAUUGUGAAGCUCCAAAUUUUGAUAAUGCAAAAGGAAUCUUUAAAGUGCUACAUUAUUCUAAUCUUAAACAAAGACUUAUGGUGGGUCAAAAUGCAAUGAGGUAUUUUUUAUAUGGUUUGUAGUGAUAAAAUAAUGUGACAUGUAUAAGAUAUUUGUGAAGGUAAUAUCGGAUUUCUGUUCGAGACUUUGUAAAGUUAGAAGAAAUAAGUAUGUGUGAAUGAAAAGUGCAUGAAGGAAAGAGUGAUGUUAUUACAUUAAUAUCUUGCUUAGCGACGAGAAGGUUGUAUGACGCAUGGUUUCAAGUUAAGAGUAAUUUGCCUUUUUAGAUUAAUUUACCUACUAAGAGUAUGAAAUUUGUCUAGAUUGUAAGAUAACAUGUGCUAUGCCGGUCAGAUAAGCGA